UAUGGUGUGUUGCCGAAUAAACAAACACACCACCAUGGGAUGAAAACAUCACCGAAGAAAAAAAUUCUUCAAUUUCAUCAUCAUCAUCAUCAUCAUUCUUGAAUGAUCGAUGAUUGAAAAGUUUUAAUUUAACGUUUCCAAAUGACGAUGAUGAUGAUGGCUAUGAUGACGACAAUAAAUGAAUCAGAUCAAGAAUUUUCUCCAUUCUUUUCAAUUCAACAGAUCAACUUUUCUUCCAUAUACAUCGAAGCAUAUUGCUAUUGCAGAAUUUCAAUCACAAAUCGGUUACCGAAAUGAAAAAAAACGUCAAUAACAGAGCCUAAAAUAUGGAAUAGCACAGCAUGAACAAAAAUGUCUAUUUAUAAAUCAAACGGCCGGAAAUCUGGUUACCAUAUGACAUUUAUAUGGACAUCUAACGGGAUUAUUAUGGCUAUUAUGAUUGGAACGAUUUCCGCUUCAUUGUCAUCAACAUCACAAUUAUCAUCACCAUCACCAUCGUUAUCAUCGUUACAAUCACCAUCAUCAGAUAUGGAUGAAUUACCACGAUCUUUGUAUCGUAAUUCCAACUAUCGUUUAAGAUUGUUACCAUCAACAACAAAUUCAUUAUUUAACAUACCAAAUCGACAGCAACAAUCAUCAUUAUUUGAUGAUCAAUUUUUCUAUAAAAUCAGAGAUCGUUUGUUUAUGUUACAACCGAUUAUGUUGUUCCAUAAUGGUGUUAUGGAUGAUAGUAAUGGCAAUGGAUAUGUUAGCCGAAAACGUUCAUGUCUGAUCAAUGCUGGCCUAUCAAAUAAUUGCGAUUUUCGGGAUUUUAUAUCAGCAUCAAAUGCCCGUCGUAUUUGGGAAUCCCAAGCAUCCCCAGGAAAACGUAGUAGUAAUAGUUUAUCAACGUAUCAUUCAUAUCAAGUACCACCAAUCAAUCGAUUGUCUUAUUAUUCUUCUUCUUAUCCAUCUUCUUAUGAUUCAUCAUCAUAUAAAUCAUGGUUAUUGGAACAACAACAACAACAACAGCAGAAGCCAUCAAUUAUCGAUGAUGAAUCGAUGAUUAAAAAUAUCGACAUUCCGCAUCAAAUUACAUCAUCAUCGAUAAAUGAUAAUAAUGGAAAUCGAGCAAAGCAACCAAUGGCAUUAGCUGCUUACCAACGUUUACUUAUUAAACGUAUGGAAUGUUUAAGUGGUUUACCCGGUGGUGAUUGUGAAAAUUCAUUUCUUGGCGGUGAAAGCUUGGGACAAGAUUUUUUACGGCCAGGUGGACGUAAUCCAGGACGUUGAUAAUUAUCAUUAAUCAUUUUGUUGAUCCAUCAAUUGGAUUCAUGAAUCUAAUCAAUGAAACAAAAAAAAACCUGAACAAAUUGAAAUCAUUAUCACACACACACACACACACACACACACACAAG
Messenger RNA from Dermatophagoides farinae (American house dust mite), 1397 nucleotides. RefSeq lists its product as uncharacterized. The record is from RefSeq and is a predicted model, not a curated record. Lineage: Eukaryota; Metazoa; Arthropoda; Arachnida; Sarcoptiformes; Pyroglyphidae.